ACACACACACACACACACACACACACACACACACACACACACACUGAGUCAGGCCCUGCACACGGAGAUAGAGGAGGCUGCCAAAUCACAAUCAGUGUUCCUUCUGAGUGAGGCCAGCCCUCUCUGUUAUCUAACAUGGAGCUCCACAAAGCCAUCCACCACAGCUACCUGGGCAAUGAGAAGCACCAGAUGCUGAACCUGAACCGGCGCCUGGAGACCUACCUGAGCCGGGUCAAACUCCUGGAGCAGGAAAAUGCACUGCUGGCGAAAGAGAUCGAGGCGAUGAGGCACAGCAACCGGGGCGCCUCGACGCGGAGGAAGGGCCUGGAGGAUGAGGUGCGUCGGGUGAGAAUGGAGGUGGAAGCAGCCUGGGGGGAAAGGGUCCUGGCGGAGAUGGAGGUCUGCAAGGUGGCCGAGGAGCUCCAAGACUUGGACCUGCAGCGGCAGAGGGAGGCUCAGGCUCAGGUGGAGGCCAGGAAGAAAAUGGAAGAGAGCAGGAAGGAGCUGGACGAGGAGCAGAGGGCUCAGAUGUGGCUCAGGGAGAAGGUGAAUCAGCUGGAACAUGAGAUGAUGCACCUCAUUCAAACCCAUCAGGAGGACGUGGUCAACAUGGAGGCAGAGUUGAGCAGCUCCAGAGCCCCAAUGCCACCCGUGUUGGCUCAAAGGGGCCACCAGAAGCUAGACCUCCUUCAGGUGGGACAGGAGCUCUCGCAGAAGGCAACCAGGGCCUGGCAGGAGGCGGCGGAGGUUCACCAGGCGCAGUUAGAUCAGCUGGAGGAGUCAUUGAACCAGAGCAGGAGCCGCCUGAAGGAGGUCAACAAGGAGAAGAAGGAGAGCGAGAUGAAGCUCAGAGCCCUGGAGAAGGAGAAGGCCUCGGCUCAGGACGUCAGGAUGCACCUGGAGAGGACCGCACAGCAGCAGGGAGACGGAUACAGCGAGGAGAUCCAGACACUGCAGGAGCAUUGGGAGAGCCUGGAGGCAGAGAAAGAGGAGCUGAGCGAUCAUAUCGAUCAUCUCCUCCAGGAGAACCGAGGCCUGCUGCAGCAGAAGGUGGCUCUGGGCCUGGAGGUGGCAACGUACAGAGCUUUGCUGGACGGUGAAAGUCCCGGGGGAGACGUCUCUUUGUCAAACCAGCCCAGAAACAUCACAGAUGCAUUCUUCACUCCUCGGGGGGUUACAAAGAAUUACCAGACCAAGAUGUCCACAAGCCACAGAACCGCUUCCCUUUCAUCUGUCCGAGGAACAGCAGGAAGAGCAUCCACAGCGAUCAAUCCAACACCAACCUGGAGCAGAAGACCUGCGACCGUCGCUGAGACCCCAAAGACGUCUGCAAAAUCUGCGUAUGAAGAGACAACAAAGUCAACGUGGGACACGCCUUAUCCCAAGAUACUGCAGGAUGGAGCUGUGGAGAACUUCAGACCACAGGAAGUUCAAGAGAAAGUCACCCAUGCCGAGCCUCUGUCGCCUCCCAAUGAGGAGGAGGCUGAAACAACCCCAGUGGACCAGGAAGGGGAGGAGGACUGGAACAAUGUCGGUGUAAAACCUGCUGUCGAGCCCGUUGUCAGUUAUCAGGUUGGGUCUGCUCUCAGCAAAGAGCCGACCUAUAAUGAUGAGGCUAGCCAGCAUCAGUUCACUCCCAACCUCACACCAUACCAUGUCAAGAUGUCCGAGGAGCCCUGUGGUUUCUCGGAUGAAUCUGAAAAGGACGUGCCUUUUGAAAUACCAGUGGAAAAAGAAAAUACACAAAACAAGCAAGCUCUGUUUGAAGCAUGGGUAGAGAAAGAGUGGAGAGGCAAGGAAGAAGAGCAUGUCCAGGAGGAAGGGUCUGAUUCUGAAAGCGAAGCGGUAAUCGAACCAAACUAUGAUGUGUCUGAGUGUGAGCCGGAAGAAAGCUUGUUCAACAGCAGAGAGGAAAACAUCCUUAAGGAGGAUGCAGUUGAGAUGAGGCAAGAAGUAGGCGGUUCUUCAGCAGGAACCAAUGAGAUGGAGGAUAGGUUGUACCCUGACGGAGAAGAGAUGGACACAUGGGACAGUGUUAUAGAAAGGAAGGUUGAUCUGAAGACUGAAGAUGGCGUAAGAAAGGAUGAAGAGAUGCGAAAGCACGCUGAACCAGAGGAAGAUAUAUCCGGAAGAGAUCAUGAAAAGAGAGAAAUUAGGCAGGACUUUGGAACAGAUGUGCAGCAGGACAACGUGUCCUCUGUAGUGAUGGACAAACAAGUGGAUGAUGAAGGAAUGCAUGUUGCGUCAGACCAAGAGCACGAUGAGGAGGAUGAUGAAGAGGAGGAUUCUCAAAAUGUCUCUGUGUCAUGGCGGACCGAGCUGGAGAGCGACAGCUACGCUCAGGAAAACACUCUCGCCGACACUCGUCCUCUGAUUCGAUACAAGAGCGACGAGUGUGACGCUAACACUCACCUGGAGGAGAGCGAGUCCAGUGAAGGGGAGCAGGAGAAGAAGAUCGGAGAAAUGGGAACGUGGAGCGAAGGCAAGCCCAAGAGAUUUGGAACUAUGGAAGAUCUGUGUGAAGAGGUGGAAGGGGAAGCACUGGACGAGGACUAUAAUCUGGGAUAUUCCCACAUUGGAAGCAGGGAUGUUGACCAUGGUGUGACUGUAAGUGAGCAGGCUUCACUGGUGAAUGCAGAAGUAAGUGAGGGACAAGAAGAACAACCGACCAAACCAACAGCACCCGCAUAUGUGGACUACGACGAGGAGUUGGAGACAGACAGACUUGUGGAACAGGAAUUAGAAAACCUAGCCACUGACAGCUACAGCGCUCACUUUGCACAGCAGCAGGUCAGAGAGAAUGAGGAGAAGCAACGUCUGGAAAUGCCAGAAAAAGAAGAUGCUGGAGAGUCUUUCUGUGCAGAGCCAUGCCAGCAACUUGCAUCCCCCACUUCCAUCAUAGAUCAGGCCUACGAGUAUAUCAGUGAUUGGCCGGUAAUGCCUGAAGUAGGAUCAGUGGAUGAUGAGGAGGUGCAGCAUCAAGAUCCUGAGGCUCCAGGGAAAAGAGAGGAAGAGGAUGAACACAACGAGUCCAUGGUGACACAUGCUGAUGUUACAGAAGACUACCCUGAGUUUACUGACUUCAUCAGCAGGCCGGACAUGGAAGAAGUCCAAAUAUCAGGCGAUCCUAAGUCUGUAUUAGAGGUCAUAUCAGAUCAGGAAGUCAUGCAGGAUGUGAGAGAGGUUGCACCUGUGAAAUCAGCCGAUGCAUCCCAAGAAAAUCUAACUGAGGAUGGUGCAGAGUCCCAGGAAGUCCCGGAAACAGCUGGAUGGGAAGUCCUAGAGAACCCGAGUGAGGACUCCCGAGAUCAAAGUGCAAAAUGUGAGAAUGUUGAACAAGCCGAAGGUGAAGGGGUUACAGCACGUAACGAGGAGCCCUUGGAGAUUUCCCCCGACACUGUUCCUGAUGAGAAAGAGAUCUUUGUAAUGAAGGACUCCAUGGAUUUCUUUAGCUCCGGCUCAAAGAAUGACUUCUGGGUGUCCUCCCUGGAGACCGGUGCCACCAAUCAACCAGAUGAUGCCCGUAACGAAGCAGCUGAGCAAACCAAUCAGAAUCUAGGCUUUGCUGACAAUAUGGUUUGGGGGAGUUUGGAAAACGUGGACAACUGGAUCUCCAGGGUGGAUAUCGACUCGGCUAAAACCCUGACGUCUAAGAAAGAGAACGAGCAGAUGCUUUCGGAGGUGGUCCAUUCUGACGAGUCUGACCCAGAGGGGGAGUCCUGGUCAUCUGAGGGGGAAGCGGUUUAAAAAGUAGUGAAAAAUUUGACCUAACCAACUCUAGAUCUCGUCAAUGUUAGUAUGCCUUUAGUUUGAAAACCAAAGUCGUGCCUUGGUGCGCACAUCACUGUGCCAAUUCUGUCUCUAAAUAUUCUUCCCUCCUUUUCUUACUGACAUCUUUGACUAACCCCUUCUAUAAUUAAAGCUCCUUCAGUCUCUCGGUGUGCAUGAGGAGGGUCGUUGCAUGAAGGCCGAACAAAGAAUGUAAUUUGAGAGUCAAUGCAUCUAUUGAUCGCUGCUUAAUCUGAUUGAACUGACUGAUGGGAAUCAAUGAGACCAGAAGGGGCGGGUUCCUGGUAGAGCUGCUAUUUCACAUCAAACCAGCAGCUGUAGUGUUUCUGCUGCUGAGUGGAGAACGAAUAGCGUGUUGUCAAAGGUUAUGGAAACACACAGACUGGUUUGAAUAAAGGAAGUGUUUUUAUUUGGUUGCUAGAAUUUUUAUUUCCAUCUAUAAAGUUGCGGGACAUUUAUAGUCCAAAAUAAACAGUAGAAUGAC
Molecule: messenger RNA, 4273 nt
Organism: Eleginops maclovinus (Patagonian blennie)
Lineage: Eukaryota; Metazoa; Chordata; Actinopteri; Perciformes; Eleginopidae
Gene: nes
Product: nestin
Exons: 4
Coding region: 136-3747 (1203 amino acids)
Biological process (GO): positive regulation of intermediate filament depolymerization
Cellular component (GO): intermediate filament
Molecular function (GO): intermediate filament binding; CCR5 chemokine receptor binding
Source: RefSeq, a predicted model, not a curated record